AUGUCUCGAACGAAUGUCUCGAAUAACAAUGUAAACAUCGCAGAUGAAGUUUAUGAAAAAGUUCGCCCAUUACAAAAAGCUUCCAAUAACGAUCAAGGACACGGAGAUGAUAUACCUGUUAAAUCACCUAGCAAAUUCAUAGAGUUAUUUUCACAUGAAUAUCAACCACCUCUACAAUCAACAAGCCUCUCAGUAAAAUCUUCAUCAUCCAAUGAGUUUUCUCUCGAAGCGGCAAUGCGAGUGACUGACACAUCUAACGAAGCAAUACGAACGGAUGAUGAAAAUGGAAUGGUUAAAUCCUAUACUCUACCGAAUUAUAAUUCGAAAGCAGUUCUAGAACGAGAUAUCAUCUUAAGUGAUCUUUCCAUACAGCAACAACAACAAUUAACUGAUAACGAUUGUGAAUAUGAGAUCGAUCUAGGAAAUGGUUGGUUAACAAAAUCGAUAUCUUCGUACGAAUCUGGCAGUAGGAAACACAAACGAACGACAAUCGGUCAUUCUGCUGAUUCGAGUCAACUGACAGAUAGUCUCAAAAUUCCAUUUACAAGUACAUUUUAUAAUCAGCAUGUGCAAGCCAAGAAAAAUAUUGAACCAUGGAAUGGACUAUUCAGUUCACAUAUACAACGACCAUGUUCAAGAAUCUCUCCUCGAACAGUUUCGAUUUUUAUAAUGGGAACAACAGUUCUCGUCUUCAUGAGUGUUAUCAUAUUUCUUGUCGUUUAA
Molecule: messenger RNA, 723 nt
Organism: Adineta ricciae
Lineage: Eukaryota; Metazoa; Rotifera; Eurotatoria; Adinetida; Adinetidae
Source: the annotation of a GenBank genome assembly